Molecule: messenger RNA, 5939 nt
Organism: Drosophila hydei
Lineage: Eukaryota; Metazoa; Arthropoda; Insecta; Diptera; Drosophilidae
Gene: Usp32
Product: ubiquitin carboxyl-terminal hydrolase 32
Exons: 14
Coding region: 247-5607 (1786 amino acids)
Biological process (GO): protein deubiquitination
Cellular component (GO): Golgi apparatus
Molecular function (GO): cysteine-type deubiquitinase activity; calcium ion binding
Source: RefSeq, a predicted model, not a curated record
GAUAGUUAAAAAUUAUAAGCGAACGCGAAACUAGUAAAGCAAUGAAAGUGUGACAAAAAACAAAGUGUUUUAAAAAAUAAAAUACAACAAAAGCUGCUUUUUGCAUGUACAUGACUCUGUGUCUGUGAUUUACCCUCAAGGCCCGACAACGGCAACAAAUAACAUAAACAAAUGUAAGAAGUGAAGUCACAAGACGACGACGACGACGCCAGCAGCAGAAGCACUCUAGAAUUGCCGUAGGCAAAUAUGGGUACAAAAGAAUCCAAACAUGCUUGCAUCAGUUACGAGGAUGCAGUCAAACGUGUUAGCGACGCCGAGUUGCGACGUCUUAAAGAUGCCUUCAAGAAAUCAGCUGGCGUGGGUCGACUCUAUCUCAGUCGCAAUGCAUUCCAGCAGGAUGUGCUGUGCGAGGGAGUGCCGCCGAAGAUUACGGACAUGCUUUAUGUUGCCUGUGGUGGCACACAGCGCGGCAUAUCCUUGAAGGACCUGCUGUGCGGCCUAGUGCUGAUCACGCGCGGCACUCAGGAGGAGAAAACCAAAUUUCUGUGGAACCUCUAUUGCAAUGACGCUGGUACCUACAUUAUUAAAUCUGAUUACGUGCGCAAUGUGAACCUGGCCCCCUUCGAGAGCGUCUCCCUGUUUGCCCAAGGCGAACGUGUCAACUUUGAACAGUUCCAGGACUGGAUAGUCAAGCAUCGCAAUGCAACAGUCCUGUCCAACUGGCUGCUUGCCGACAAUUGCGUCAGUCUCACCUCCGAGCUGGAGACGCCCACCUUUUAUCAGAGUCUAGCCGGCGUUACGCAUCUUGAAGAAAAGGAUAUUGGUGACUUAGAGAAGGAGUUCUGGCGUUUGAAGAAUACCUCGCAGAAUGGCCAGAUCGAUUUACAGUUUUUGGGACCGCUCAUUAGUCCGCCGAUACCAAAGAAUGCGCUGACCGGUCUCUUUAAUGCCUUUGACGAAAACCGUGAUGGACACAUCGACUUUAAGGAGCUUUGCUGUGGCGUCAGUGCCGCUUGUCGUGGACCCGGUGUAGAGCGCACCCGCUUCUGCUUCAAGAUCUUCGACGUAGAUCGCGAUGGUGUGCUCAAUCAUGAGGAGACGCUGCAAAUGAUCAACGUCCUGUUAUUCGUUGCCAAGGAGAAUCGCGAUGCGCAGCAAUUUAAGGACUUGACCAACCAGCACGUGAUUAGUGAUCUGGUAGAGUUUGCCCAACGCAGGAGUCCAGAUGGCGUGCCCAGCACGCUUACACGGGACAAUGUUUCACUGACAGCAGAGGAUUUCAUGAUAUGGAAUGUGCAGUGCGGUCUACGGCUGAUGCAGCCGCUGUUGGACCUAAUCUUCGAGCUGUGCCACAUAGUGUUCGGUCUGUGGCCGCAAUGCAAGCACAUGGAGUACGAUAUUGUGCGCGGCUGGUUACAGCGUGAGGAGCGACGCCCCUACCGAGUUGGCCAGUUCUGGUAUUUGAUAUCACGUGACUGGUGGCUCACCUGGAUGCAGUACACGCAGCACACGUCUCAAACAUGCGACUACUGCAAGCGUACGGCCAGCCAGCGUAGCGCUGUGGAUGAAGCGCUCGUUUGUGAUGAGAGCUUCAACACGCACAGCCUGGAGCAACACGAUAGCUAUUCGCUGGGAUCGGUAUCCGGUAGCAGUGGCAUAUCCGCCGGCCGGCACUGUGGUCAACACCGUCCGGGCCCCAUUGACAAUAGCAAUCUGAUUACCGCCAAUCCCUAUCGCAAUGUACGAACUUUGACAGGCGAAGGCGGGCAUCUGAAGCGCGAUACGCCACUUGUACAGAACCACGACUUUGAGCUGGUGCCCAAGUCGCUAUGGAAAGCGGUGAAUCGUUGGUAUGGCGACAAUCUACCGCUGCCCAGACAGGUGAUACAACCACCAAACUUGGAGGUAGAGCUAGAGCUAUAUCCAUUAAAUCUGCGCAUACUACUGCAUCAGGUGCAGACGGCGCCUAAUAGCAGCGGCGCAAGCACACAAAUUACCAGCUGGGGCUCAACAACUAGCGGUGGAUACGGCGUCUUGGCCUCUGGCGGCGGCUAUGCGGCCAUUGCAGCCAGCAGCGUACUUCAACCGCCCAAGCGCUACUUGGCGUAUACGGCGGCAUUUAGCCGGCUGGCCACAGUGCGUCAGGUGGGUGAGUUUCUGUGCGAACAGCUGCGUCUGAAGCCGGAGGAUAUACGAUUGUGGCACGUGCCACCUUCGAGCGCAUCACUAGAUAAUAGUGCCAUACUGUUGGAGGAGGAUACCAUGUGCCUAAAGGAGCUGCUGAUACGUGACAACGAUCAGCUGCUGCUAGAGAUACGUAACAAAGAUCUUACCUGGCCCGAGGAGCUCAGCUCGCUGGCCAGCACGCAGAGCGGUCAAGUUGGAGCCGGUCCUGGCGACCGGCGGCGUCUAACGCGUACCUCCAUCAUGUCUGUACACGCACCAGGCGCCACUGGGCUACACAAUCUGGGCAACACCUGUUUCAUGAAUGCUGCACUCCAAGUGCUCUUCAAUACGCAACCGCUGGCCCAAUACUUUCAUCGUCAGAUGCAUCGCUUCGAAUUGAAUGCGGCCAAUAAGCUGGGCACACGUGGCCAACUAGCCAUGCGCUAUGCGGAGCUGCUCAAGGAAGUGUGGACGGCCACAACUCGCUCUGUGGCACCACUCAAGCUGCGCUUUUGUGUAAACAAACAUGCCCCGCAGUUCGCUGGCGGCGGGCAACACGACUCGCAAGAGCUGCUUGAGUGGCUACUCGAUGCGCUUCACGAGGAUCUAAAUCGUGUUAUGGAAAAGCCAUAUAGCGAGCUGAAGGACUCCAAUGGACGGCCCGACAAGAUUGUUGCCGCAGAGGCAUGGUCACAGCAUCAUGCACGCAAUCAAUCCAUAAUCAUAGAUCUGUUCUAUGGACAGCUAAAGUCAAAGGUCAGCUGCCUGAGCUGCGGUCACGAGUCUGUGCGUUUCGAUCCUUUUAGCUUGUUAAGCUUGCCCCUGCCCGUGGAGAACUACGUGUAUCUGGAGGUGCUAGUGAUCCUUUUGGAUGGCAGUGUUCCAAUUAAGUACGGCCUGCGACUUAACUCGGAAUGUAAGUACAGCGACUUAAAGCAAAAACUGGCCACGCUGUGCCCACUGCAGCCAAGCCUCAUGCUGGUUUGUGAGCUCUGGAACUCGCAGAUACGCCAGGUAGUUGCCGAUGAGGAGAAGCUGCGCACACAGAGCUCUAAGGAUUUAUACGUGUAUCAGUUGCCCGAACAGAGCAGCGUUAGAACGCGCUCUAAUUCGGCGCUCAGCAUGCAUAUUGAACAGGGUCUCAAGGACAUACAGCGAAGCUCUGCGCUCAUUACAACACAAGACUCACUGUCGUCGCUUAGCACGCUGCAGACAUCGAACCGAUCCUCGUCACGUGUCAUCUGCAAUGGGCAUAUCAGUGAUGGGCAGGACCCAGCUGGCCCUGAUGGAAGCCAUGAGUUAACCAAAUACAGCAACGCUAACACCAACAUCAGCAGCAGCAGCGUUGGCCACGUGCACGAACUGCAGCCAGAUGAUGCCGGAAAGGUAAGCCGGUGCUUUGGAAAGAGAGAGUGCAUGCCCCACAGUCUUUUUUGCUUCAAGGAGUCGCUGGUGCUCAGCUGCAGCCCGGAGAACACAUUCAUGGACGAUGCGAUGGCACAACAGAAGCGCAUCUCAUCCACCAAGCUGCUGCACACGGAAAGCAACACGAGCUCAGUGUCGUACACGAAUCACUCUGGCGAAAAUUCCAUGGAGAGCUCGCUAACGGAGCCAAUGCCAGUGGCGGAACUGGCUGCCAGUCGACAUGGCAGCAACAGCGAUGACGGUGCCUCCUAUCGCACGACCAACGAUCAGUCCAGUGGCAGGAGCACAGCUCACACGCUAGGCAUCAACAGUUUCGAUCGUGAUGCAGACGUUGAUGAUGAUGAUGAUGAUGGAGAUAACGAGGACGACGACGAGGAUGGACAAAUCGAUGGCGAGGAGCCGGAUCAGCAAAUAACAACUUCACAACCGGAAAGCACGAGCGGCAAUCAAACCACCAGUGGUGUGUACUCGCGGCGCUCCUCGCAGCCCUAUAAGGUCGGCAAAUAUCUUGUGGCUGUUCAUCGCAAAAUCACGCGCCACGACAGUUACUUCCUCUCCUACCAUAAAACCCGGCCCAGCCUGUUUGGUGUGCCACUGCUAAUACCGAACUGUGAUGGUGGCACCCAUAAGGAUCUCUACUGCGCCGUCUGGCUACAAGUUAGUCGCCUGCUGAGUCCUCUGCCAGCCACCACCGAACAAGCUAAUCAUGCAGCCGACUGUGACGACAGCCUAGGCUAUGAUUUCCCCUUCACACUGCGCGCUGUUAAAGCGGACGGUCUCACCUGCGCCAUUUGUCCCUGGUCAAGUUUCUGUCGCGGCUGCGAAAUUCGCUGCAAUAAUGACUAUGUGCUCCAGGGUGCAUUGCCGCCCAUCAACUCUGCGUCUAAUAACGUGGUCACGCCACAAAUGAACGCUAAAUGCCCAUCGCUACCAAACCUGGAGGCCAAGCGAACAUCGGAGUACACCACAUCGCUAUCCUACACACCAACAACAAAAUAUUUUGAAGACUUUACCAUUGCCAUCGACUGGGAUCCAACUGCAUUGCAUUUACGUUAUCAAAGCACUUUGGAGCGCCUUUGGAUCGAUCAUGAGACCAUUGCGAUAUGUCGUCGGGAACAAGUGGAGCCCGUUGAUCUGAAUCACUGCUUGCGCGCCUUUACCUCCGAGGAGAAGUUGGAACAAUGGUACCACUGUAGCCACUGCAAGGGCAAGAAGCCAGCGACGAAGAAGUUACAAAUAUGGAAGUUGCCACCGAUUCUGAUUGUCCAUUUGAAGCGUUUCAAUUGUGUCAAUGGAAAGUGGGUAAAAUCACAAAAGGUUGUGCACUUUCCCUUCGAUGACUUUGAUCCCACGCCCUAUUUGGCCUCUGUGCCACAGGAGACAAUACUACGGCACAAGGAGCUACUGGAGCUGAAGCGAGAUUUGACAAGCGCCAGCAAUGAAGUUCCUAGCGAACUUGAUGAGGUCGAUGCCAACGGCAGAGCAGGAGAAGACGUGCCGCUUCCAGCUGAUGAGGCAGCAAGCGAAAAAGCCGACACAACAAAGGAAACGCCGCUAGCCACUGGCUGUGUGCUGCGUCAGAGCAAGUCGACCAAUUCAGCCAGACGACAGCGGCUCAUUUCCACGAGCCUCACAAAUACGCCUAUUGUGGAUGGGGAGUUCGAGGACUAUCAUCAACACAAGCUGCACGCGGAUGUUGAUGAGUUCGAUCCCAAAUACAAGCUAUACGCCGUAGUGUCGCAUUCGGGCAUGCUGAAUGGUGGUCACUACAUUUCCUAUGCAUCAAACACAACUGGUUCCUGGUAUUGUUACAAUGAUAGCUCCUGUCGCGAAAUAUCGCAAAAGCCGAAUAUAGACCCGAGCGCAGCGUAUUUAUUAUUCUAUGAGCGCCAGGGUCUCGACUACGAACCCUACCUGCCGAAUAUCGAGGGACGGGCGCUGUCUAAUGCGGCCAACCUGCAGUUGGAUGUGGACGAGUCGGAGAGCGAGCUUAAAAAGCUAUGCACAAUAUCAUAAUAUUGUAUUAAUAUUGUUGCAAACUACAGGAAGCGGCGCUACAGGCAUAAGGCUUAAGGCUAUGAUGGAGGUUCUUCAAUCGCUUGUGUUUAAUUUUAUAUAUAUAAUAUUUGUGAGUGUGUUGGUGUGCGUGUGCUUGUGUUUUUUGUUAUUUACUAUUCUAAGCUGAUUUGCUGUUCUAGCUUAAGUUGCCCACAAUAUCUAGUUUUAGAUCCAAACAUACUUGAAGUUUUUUGUUGUUGUGAGCAGUCGCACAUUCGCGUUGCAAAUGUGAUUUUGUUUAAUGUACCAUAUUCCAUACCAUAUGUACCAUACAUUGCUAUAUAUUAUUA